Lottia gigantea (owl limpet) is the source of this 3062-nucleotide messenger RNA. RefSeq lists its product as hypothetical. The record is from RefSeq and is a predicted model, not a curated record. Lineage: Eukaryota; Metazoa; Mollusca; Gastropoda; Lottiidae. Gene Ontology annotation, molecular function: long-chain fatty acid-CoA ligase activity. The transcript is spliced from 21 exons. Gene Ontology annotation, cellular component: membrane; endoplasmic reticulum. Gene Ontology annotation, biological process: long-chain fatty acid metabolic process. Bases 10 to 2058 code for a protein of 682 amino acids.
GAAACGUCAAUGGAUUCCAUUCAGAAGAUAUUAAGUGAAAGUGAUACAUCAAAAGUUAUAGGUGGUGCUGCAGUUACACUUACAACAGUUGGUGCUUUAACAUACUACAUGAUGUCGAAGCCACAACCUAUAAAAUUAGCGUUAGAUUUAAACAAUCAGUCUGUGGAAGUCGAGCCUGGUGUCAGGAUCUCUGCUUAUUUAACAAAGGAUUCAGAAUUAAUGGAAUAUCUAUAUGAAGACAGUAAAACAUUGUAUGAAAGUUUUCAAAGAGGAAUUCGUGUCUCAGAUAAUGGUAAUUGUCUUGGAAGUAGAAGUAGUCCUAAUAAAGAAUAUCAAUGGUUGUCUUAUAAGCAGGUAUAUGAGCAGGCUUUAAAUAUCGGUGCAGGGUUAAUAAAUCUAGGGUUAAAACCCGGUCAAGAAACAUUUAUUGGUAUAUAUAGUUCUAACAGAAAAGAGUGGACCAUAACAGAACAAGGCUGCAAUACAUAUUCAUUGGUAACUGUCCCAUUAUAUGAUACAUUAGGUUCUUCAGCUUGUCAUUAUAUAAUCAAUCAUACCAACAUUACAACAUUGAUAUGUGAUAAAUGUAGUAAAGCAGAAUUAAUCUUACAAGAUACCAAGAAUAUAAAAUGUCUGAAACACAUGAUAGUAAUAGAAAAAAUAACAGAUAAGGUUAAAGAGCUGGCUAAACAAGGGAAUAUUCACCUACAUCAAUUUACAGAUAUACAGGAAAAUGGUAAAUCUCAUCCAGUUGAUCCAGUGUUACCUAAACCAGAUGAUUUAGCUACUAUAUGUUAUACUAGUGGAACAACAGGUGAUCCUAAGGGUGUUAUGUUAACACAUAAAAAUUUAGUUUCCAAUAUAUCAGCUAUAAUAGCUCAUGUUAAGUCAAAUUUUGAAAUUACACCAAAUGAUGUCCAUCUGUCAUAUCUUCCAUUAGCUCACAUGUUUGAAAGAGGAAUGCAGUUAUUAUUGUUCAUGCAUGGGGCACAAAUAGGGUUCUUUCAAGGUGAUAUCAAGCUAUUAACUGAUGAUUUACAAGCAUUGAGACCAACUAUUUUCCCUACAGUACCUCGAUUAUUAAAUAGAAUGCACCAAAAGGUUUUGAAUGGAGUAAAGAAUAGUAAACUAAAAUCAUGUUUAUUAAACUGGGGUUUACAAUCAAAGUCAAAGGAAAUUCAAAGUGGUAUAAUAAGAAGAACUAGUAUUUGGGACAAGAUAUUAUUCAGUAAGAUACAGAAUUUACUAGGUGGUAGAAUUAAAAUGAUUAUUACUGGAUCAGCACCAUUAUCAGAAGAGGUUUUGAAUUUCGCUAGAUGUGCUUUUGGAUGUAUAGUUGUUGAAGGUUAUGGUCAAACUGAAGCCACUGCCGGAAUAACCUUUAAUAUUCCCGGAGAAACUGUUCCAGGACAUUGUGGUGGACCUUUGAUGUGUAAUAAAGUCAAAUUAAUUGAUGUACCAGAAAUGGAUUAUUAUGCUUCAAAAGGAAGUGGAGAGAUAUUAGCCAAAGGUCACAAUAUAUUUCAAGGUUAUUAUAAAGAGCCAGAGAAAACAGCUGAUACUAUAGAUAAAGAUGGUUGGGUCCAUACUGGUGAUAUUGGUACAUGGUUACCGAAUGGUUGUCUGAAAAUAGUUGAUAGAAAGAAAAAUAUAUUUAAAUUAGCUCAGGGAGAAUAUAUUGCUUCUGAAAAAAUUGAAAAUAUUUAUCAAAGAAGUCCAUAUGUGACUCAAGUAUUUUUGGAGGGUAACAGUCUAAAGAGUUGUGUUAUGGCUGUGGUUGUAUUAGAUGAAGAAUAUAUGUCUCAAUGGUCCAAUAAUAAUAAUAAUAAUAAUAUGACAGAUGAGGAUAUAAAGCAAGUUGUUUUGAAAGAUAUGAUCAGAUGUGGUAAAGAAGCACAAUUAAAAGGUUUCGAACAGGUGAAAGAUAUCUAUAUACAUUCUGAACAAUUCUCAGUAGAAAAUGGUUUACUAACACCAACAUUUAAGAAUAAACGACCAGCAUUACAUAAACAGUUUAAAAAAGAAAUUGAAGAAUUAUACAACAAAUUAGAUGAUUGAAGUGUAUAGUAAAUGAACAGUUGACUUAUGGUUUUAACUAAAAAAUAUAGCCUGUUAUGGACAUUUUUAUUUGCUUGUAUGAACUAUUUUAUGUCAGUAAAUGUUUAGUUUAUUACUCUUCUUUUGUUUGUAGUCAUAUAUUACCUUGCCUAACAAGCUGUCAUACUUACAAGAUGUUUUUAAGAUGAAUAAUGUAUACACUAUUUAAUGGACUACUUAGUAUAUGUAAACUUUAAUUUCUAUUGAUUAAGUAGUAAUAUAUAAUGUGUAUUUUUAAUGUUUUAUAUAUAUAUAUUUGAUAUCCAAGGCCAACACAAACAAAUACGGGUAAAGAUCACAUUGUUUUUCCUGUGCACACUAUAGGCCUACAAUAAAAACUAUACUUUAGACUAUAUUUAUGAAGGAUAUAAAUUUUUAAGGUUGAAAGUAUUUUAGACCAAGGCUUUUCAUAUCUCUUUUGCAUGAGGCACAUCUGGUCAUUUUUCGUUUUCCUAUUUGUGGACAUUCCUAUAUUAUAUUCGUGCAGAGACAUUUAUUAACAUUUUAGGAUGUUUUCGAACAUAACCAACAGUAGAUUUUGUGAAAUAGAAAAUAGAAAUUGAAACUCUACAAACCAGUUUAUUGCAUUUCAUUAGGGUGGGUAUUAAAUCCCAACAGCUCCAAACGCCUAUGAAAAUUUGCGCUUAAAUAAGAAUUGUUUAAUUUAAGGAUUGCAGAAUUCAUGCUACAAUACGAAACAUUUUCAGUUUGGCAGAAUUUUUGGUGAGGUCAAUAUUAUGGAAUCACGGAUUUUAAAAAAAUCUCAUUUCAUUACUUCCUUAAUAUAAAUCCAGUUAUAUAUUAUAGUUUUUAUCUUUAUGUAACUCUAUGUUAUUUUACCUGAAUGUAAUUUUAUAAUUUAUUGUAUUCUACGCAUUGUUAAAAACAAAUACUCAGUUAAAGCGAACAAUCAUGACAAGUUAUAUUUUAUUAUGAAGAACUAAAAUUAAAUAUAUUUUUACAAA